This is a messenger RNA of Closterium sp. Naga37s-1, 1218 nucleotides long. Lineage: Eukaryota; Viridiplantae; Streptophyta; Zygnematophyceae; Desmidiales; Closteriaceae. The record is from the annotation of a GenBank genome assembly.
AUGGCUGCCACUCUCGCCACCUCCACUGCCAUUGCAGCUCAGUCGCUGUCAAUGACAAAGGCCGUGUCCUCCUCUGCCAAUGUCCCGGCUUUCUCGGGCCUGAAGGCACUUUCUAAGAAGGCCAGCGCCUCCGUCGCAGCUAAGAACUGUGCCUGCAACAAAUGCACCAGCUUCAAGAGCCGCUCAGUGCGCGCCGAGUCUAUCGUCACACACACCAGUGCCGUUCCCAGCCCUGGCGGCGGCGCCACCUACUACGUUGUCAACAUCACCUUCCCCAGCCCAGGUCAGGCCGCAGCCCCCGCCGCCGCCCCCGCCGCAGCUGCCGCCGCUACCGAGGCUGCUGCCCCCGCGGCUGCAGCAGCUCCCGCCGCUGGCGGCAUUCCCCGCGUGAAGCAGGCCGCACUGCCCGCACUCGCAUCCAUGGCGAAGUUCUUCCCGAACGCGAGGCAGGAGGAGGAGUUCCUUCACUCCGUGGCCGUGGAGCUAAACAAGCUGGGCUUCCGCAAGGACAACGGCAUUGCGCUCGUGAACACGUGCCGUGACGAGGUGUGCCGGCCGAUCGUGAACCUGAUCGACAAGGAGUUCGGGCUCUCGUUCAAUGUGUCGGGUCUCGGCGGGCUGGUGAACUGCGGCAAGACGGGGUUCAAGGCCGCCAUGAGCCACUCGCCCGAGUUCCUCUGCGACGUUGACGGCACCAUCAAGGAACGAUACAUUUUCUUCGCGUUCCCCCACGUGUCCGUCGGCGAGUCCGGCGAGGUGGGCUCUCUCCUGCGUCGCGGCCGCGGUAAAUCCUCCAGCGCUUGCGGUGCGCUGAUCGCGAUCAAGAACGACAUCAACGCGGGCAACGGCCCGUCCCCCGACGACGACGACGCGGAGUACCAACUGCUCAAGACCAAGGUCAUGGAGAAGGUGCAGCGCAAGAAGGAGGGCGAGCUGCUGUCGCUCGUGCAGGUCACCAAGGCCGCCAUGCAGGCUAUCAACGAGGAUCUCGAGAAGCUCAUCUCGCUCACCGUCGACCCUGCCACGGCUGACUAUGCCGUCGUCACCGGCGUUCAGAUCCACUCCGGAAACCAGAUCCCUGGCGAGCCCUUCCGCCUGGAGCGCACGUGCGACUACAUCGCGGCGGACAAGGUGUACGCUGUGGUGCGCGGCAAGCGGUACGACCUGCAGCUCGAUGCCGCUGACGUUUCUUCCGUCGCCGAGCCUGUCUCAGCUUAG